CAAACCCGAGAGAGCUGUAACAGCGUGUGGACUCCAUUGAAAAGGGGGCCUUAUUAUCUCCAUCAGGGGAACUUACACGAGGUCCGACACGAAGCAAGACGUAUGCGCGAGCGUCCUAAAAACCUGAAGCAUACAGAGAACCACAACAGAUCAGACCAGACCAGAUUGAGCCCAGUUACUGACCCCCCUCUCCCCCUUACCCCCAGCCUUGCAGGCUGCAUCCAUCAGCACUCUGCAAUUGUCUCAUUUAAUAGUAAUUUAUAGUGCUGAUCAGACAAAUUUAAACCACCACCGCUGGGUCCGGACAGGAGGCCCAGAGGUUCCCCCCGCUGGACCUCUAAGUUGUGCCUGGCGAUGCCUCAGCCCAGCGUCAGUGGGAUGGAGCCUCCCUUUGGGGACGCCUUUCAGAACUACUCAUUUGCUGACCAGGCCCUGACCAGCACUGAGCUGCUCGCCACCAGCUCCGACCCAGAUUUCAUGUACGAACUGGACAGAGACAUGACCCACCGGCAGAGCCCCUGUGGGGACAGCGUGGUGGGGGCCGGGGAUGGAGGGAAGGAGGUGGAGGGAUGUGUGGAUCAGCUCAUGGGUCUAGGCGAGUGUGAGACGGUCUACAGCAGCUCAGCGUUCGAACAGUGGGACUCCUACUGGGAAGACCUCACCAGAUACACGCGGCUGGCCAGCUGUGACAUCUGGGGCACCAAAGAGGUCGAUUUCCUCGGAUUGGAUGACUUCUCUAGUCCCUACCAGGACGAGGAAGUGAUUAGUCGAACCCCGACCCUGGCUCAGCUCAACAGCGAGGAUUCGCAGCCUGUGUGCGAGGCUCUCUACCCUGCGGCUGACCUGAUCCUGCCUGCCCCCCAGCCUCAGCCUCAGCCGUCCCAGCUUCCCUGUCACAGUAAGAGACCCCUGGUCCCUGGCCAAGGAUUGGGCGCCGGCUCCGUGCGGCCCUCCCAGAGCUCCACAUCCUCUUCCCGUCCCUCCCGCAGUCUCCUCCCAGACUUUCCCGAAGGUUCCCAGAAAGCCACCCGACCUGUCCCCUCCAGCACCGAGACCAUGGCCAAGACCCAGAACCUUCUCAGUCUCACCCAGGACUACGGCCAAGCUCCACCCAAGCCCCAGGGGCGAGGAACCAAGAUGGUGGCCCCAACUUCUCACGGCUCUGACUUUGUGCGUAAGGCCAAAGUACGUGUGAGUGCUGUGCAUAAAACUCAGCCCGACAAGCCUUCCCAGACGGAUUUUGAGAGGUCAGAUCCCCCUCUACCUCUCUCCCAGCCCCAAGACGAGAAGGCCUCCACUUCGGCAAGUGCCACGUUGGUGGGACUUCCUGCUGCGGCAGCCGGUGGCUCUGGCAGCCUGACGACCUUUGAGAGGAGGGCAGAGGGGACAGGGAGGAGAGAGAUGCCCUUAGGCUGGUCUGCCGCGGUGCCUCACCUUGUUGAGGCAAGCCAGGCCCUGGAAGGCGUGCUGCCUUCCGGGCUGGUCAGUGGCGGCGAUAGCGUGGCAGGAGCUAGCGGCGGUGGCGUUCUUGUUGUCGAAGGCACGGAGAAGAGCAAGGAGGAAGAACACAACUACUCUCUAUUCCUGACCCGCAGCAGACUGGCCGGCAGAGCCCACUCCCAGCUGGAGGAGGAGGAAGAGGAGGAGGAAGAGGAGGAGGAGGAAGAGGCAGCGGAGGAGGAGGAGGAGGGCGAUGGGCUGGAGCUGGAUGACGAAGACCACGAUGAGGGUUUUGGCAGUGAGCAUGAGCUGUCUGAAAAUGAGGAAGAAGAGGAUGAGGAGGAGGAUGAAGAUUACGAAGCAGACAAGGAUGAUGACAUGAGUGAUGCCUUCUCCGAGCCAGGCUGUGACAUGGAGCUGAUGGAGGACAUUAAAGGCCUGACAGCAGGAGUCUCCAGCCGGAAGCGAGGCAAGCGUCGCUACUUCUGGGAGUACAGCGAGCAGCUCACCCCCUCCAAACAGGAACGUAUGCUGAAGCCGUCUGAGUGGGACAGACACACGCUGCCUAGCAACCUGUACCAGAAGAACGGGCCUCUCCAUGGGAAGUACAUGCUGAAGAAGUCUCGCCGCACAGACGUAGAGGACCUGACUCCCAAUCCACGCAAGCUGCUGCAGAUCGGCACCGAGCUCCGCAAACUGAACAAGGUGAUCAGCGACCUGACCCCUGUGAGCGAGCUGCCGCUGACUGCACGACCUCGGUCCCGCAAGGAGAAGAACAAGCUGGCAUCCAGAGCUUGUCGUUUAAAAAAGAAGGCCCAGUAUGAAGCAAACAAGGUGAAGCUCUGGGGACUCAGCACAGAGUACGACCGGCUGCUGUUUGUGAUCAACGCCAUCAAGGAGGAGAUCGUGGCCCGAGUGGAGGAUUCUUCUCCGCGUCCCACCAACAUGACUGACACUCUGGAGCACCUCAUCCAGGAGACACUUGUGGCAUCACCUGUUGCUGGGCAGACUUCCGACUUUGUCAACAAGAUCUUGGACAACACAGGACGCGGGGAUCCCACCGGCGGACUGGUCGGCCUGCGGGUCCCCACCUCCAAAAUCUAGACAAACCGCAGUCCACUGAGAGGAGUGGACUCAAUAUUACCACCGUGCUGUCCCAUUGUAACUAUGCUCCCCUCUGCAUGCCCCUCCAACCCAGAGUACAUACACAUUGUUAGUCACACAAACACACAUACCACUCCCUGUGUGUAUGUAUGUGUGCUUGUUUUAGCCAUGCACCUGUAUGGCGUACACCCAAGCUUUCUGUCUCUGCACACUGUGCGCAGGGACAGUGCGUCACUGUCUCCCAACCCAUCGUGACCGUCUGUUGGGAAAAGCGCCUCUAAAAGCAAGGGAUGGUUAGGUGUAUAGCUAGUAGCACGUUCUAAAUCCACCGGUGAUUAUCAGAUGUGUUUAACAUAGCAUUGUGUAGACUCGGAUUUGUCAAAGGUUUGCUUCCUGGGUUGAGACAAAGACAGACACCGGAGUGUAACCAGUGGAUUACUGUCACACAAUUUAGAUUGAGGUUGUAAUGACAGAGGAGGAAUCGUUACACGUCAGACGCCAUCAUAGGUUGAAAAUGUUCCAGUUAUCAUGUCCUAGACGAGGUUCACCUUACAUGGCAAAAUUAGCUCCAGGAUGUUAAAUUGACCCACUCAUAAAGUACUUUGAUUAAAAUUGCUUUGGUUGCCAAGACAGCUGCAGAGAAAAAAAAAAGCAGCGUGCUCCGAGGCGUUUUCGGGGUGGCAGGAAAUAUUUUGUAUUGAAGGCCUAAAUAUGUUCAUGCCAUCCCCUGUUUGCCAAUCAGCUCUGCUGUUGUUAAAAUAUAGGAGUUAACCUUUAGCAAAUUAAAGCUUGAAACAAAAAAGAAGUCAAAGCGACAGCCAUCCUGCUGGCUCGAAGUUUUCGGCAGGCAGGAGGAAGCUUUAUGGCUAUUUUUGACGACGUUAACUUAAACAACAGGAGGUAGUUGACCACGUGGAGAGGAAGUGCAUGUAGUUUGGUGCUUUUUGACCUUGUGCUGGUUAUAACUGGACUGGGUGAAACGGGCAUUUUGCCAGUGUGGGAGCAGACUGUGAGGAAGAUGAUGAUGGCGGUGAUGAAGACGACAUAAACAGUGAUCCAUCUCCUCUAGGAAACUGUACAUAAAAGUGUCUCCCAGUGAAAAACGGCACCGGCUCCCCUUUUUGUACAGUAGAGAUGACCAGGCUAACAGUUUGGUGUGUUCAUACUAGUGUUUGAUCAGAGUUCUAUUCAUUGUGCCUUGUGUAUGUAUGUGUGUGUUUCUGUAAGUCUGAGUGAGUGUGUGUGAGAGGGGCUGAAUGAGAAGAGGUGAUUGGUCAGAACUCCCUGAGGUCCAGCCAAGGAGAGGACUACUUUACACUGAGGGAGAUUGUUAGUGAAUGUGAGGAGGGAGACGCCUGUGGGGGUUUGUUGUGUAUUUCAGUUGUCUAAAGAUAUUCUGAAUGUACAUAAGAGAAAUGGAAGCUCUCGUUGCGUGAUGCCACAGAGUCUGUGUAUAUAGGAGGGCUCUGCAAUAGAUUACUUUUGGUUUUUGGUACUCUGUCUUUAGGGAUCGGGGAGGGUGAACAGAUAUUUUCGUUUAGAGUUACAAAAAAAUAUUUGCACACUAUAUUUUGAUUGUUUUUUGUACCAAAGACACAUGCAACGAAAUGGCGACCAGCCAGUUAAAGUAAGGUUUUGCACAGCUUACCUGACGCCGUAUUGAAUGUAAGAAAUGUGGGAGGGUCAGGGAACUUCAUUGAACUGUGAAAUUAGCUUGGGUCCAAUUCUGUACAGAAAAGGAACAUUCAUUUUUUUUUUUUAAUCUAAGAAUUAACCCCAUCUAUGGGCUUCUCCAGUAGAUUUGUUGCUUAGCAAGCACUUCAUUCCUGAACUGAUUCCUCCCUCCACAUGCUAAUUGUGUUAAUGGCGCUAUCUAGGACAAAAACCAAGAGCGCUAGUAGAUAAGCUAUGUUACAUUUUUGCUUGUUUGUCAAAAUGUCACCAACAAUAACCAAAAUGUUUUGUUCGUGUGUCACUUGUUUGAUUUCUGUAGAAGAGGUCUAGUUCAUCCACAAAAUAUUAACUGAAUUGUGUUUUAAAGUACUGUAUAUAGAACCAUUAAUGAUAUAUCUAUCAAUGGUGAAAUGCCACUUUUCAUGACAAUUGAUUCAUUUUUAAGCAUGACACAUUUCUAAAGCCUAUCCUUGCAUCGAGAGAGUUAGAGGAAAAAAAACACAAAAACCAAAAAAAAAAAAAAAAAAAAGGUUCUUGUUAUAUUUUUGUACUUUAACUGCCUGCUAGCUUUCCUGUUGGCUUGGAAGUAUUUGUUGGUCAGAUCUCCAAGUAGAGAGAAGGAGAUGUGGAGGAAAAGAGCAGCCAGUCACUCUGAGAGUCUGAUAUAUAAACUGACACUUGACCCCUCUGGUCUCCUUUGCUGAGUGAAAUGAUGGAGAAUCAGGACUGGAUUUAUUUAAAACACAAUGCAGCGAAGCCACGGUCUAGUUUGAAUGGUCUAUAAAGAGAAUGAGGACAUGCUGUCUUUAGCGAGGACAGGGACGUGUGUCCAGGAAAGCAAAAAACUCAGAGGACAACAGCGGGGAGAUGCGAGGACAGAUAAGGAUCCAGCUGCAGUGUUGUCACAGAUGCUGUAUGAAAGCCAAAGCCAUCAUAUUUUCGUCCCAGACUGAUCUGGUUUCAGCACUGUGCGUUCUCAUUCAGAUUUUCACACGUAUUCCCUCUUUUAACCAUGAAGUCGGUUGAAUUUUGCGUUCCCUGGGACUGACACUGCUGCCUCUGAGGUCGCACUGCUGGGUUUCAUCUCAGCCCUCAGCUUACAUCCUGAGCAGUCACAGCCGCAGACACACAGAGUUACACUGUCCAGGCCACAGAUUGGCAGCGUGUCCAACCUUUAAAAAGAAAAUGCAUGAUGCCUGUAUGCUUUCUUCCCUUCCGCCUCCACAGAGGCAACGCUGCCAUUCCCAGGAAUUUUAAAGUUCAAGCGAAAUUCACUCGGUUAGCAGGCAAAUAGAAACAAAAGUGUUUGGCGAGGCUGAGUUCGGAAAGUACUCCUUCACAGGAUGAACCCUGAUGUCUGAUGAUGGUGAUGCAGAGCUGUGGUCUUUCUGUGUCGUGUGAUUGAGUAACAGCUAGUGCUACAUAUAUAUAUAUAUAUAUUUUUACUGUUUUCUGUUCUGUCUAAAAAGGGAGAAAUGGUGCUUUUUUCUGAAACUAGAAUAAUGAGUAUCCAUGAUUCUUAUUUGACUUCUUAGUCUAGUUGUAGCCUAAUGACUUGCUCUCCCCUACCGUCCAUAGCUAUUUUCUUAGUAGUGAUUCAUUUUUGUAAAUAGACUAUAAGUUAAUAUGUAUCUUCUAAAUGUUAGAUAUAUGUAUAGAAUACUCUAUCUUAUAUGUUUGAAAACAAAAGCACUUUGUCCAAAAAAGGAAAAAAAACAAAAAACAAAAAGAAAAGCAUUUUUUUCUUCCAUUUGCUGCUAAAAGGCCUGGUGUGAAUGCUGCAAGUGUACUUGACGACUACUUGCUAGGAUAGGUCUAUUACCUGACUUGGCUAGGUCUAUAAACUAGCAAGGACUAGGUGUAUGGCCUGGCGAGGGUUAGAUCUACAUGUUUCUGGAGCCAUGUAAUGAUAUGAGGUGUUGCUUGAAAGCGUAUCAUUCCUUGGCUUUGGGAAGCCCAGUGUCUUGACAGGAUAUGUCUAUUUCCUGGUCAGGGGAUAGUGUGUUCGUGGUCUUAAAAUAAAAAAGAGGGUUUGAUUCCAGGGCCCCUACAUUGAUCCUGAUGCUGACCCCCUUGGCGUCUUGAUUCAUUUGCCUUCAGUAGAGGUUUCCUAUGGAAAAACUGAUUCUGCUUUGGCUUCCUCUUCAGGGUGAUGUACAGUGUAGACACAUUUCUCCAGAGAGCUAUAUUGUUAUCAUUUGUAAACUGAUUUCUACUUGUGACUUAAUGAGGAGGGGUGUAGCCUGGGGCGGCCGGGAAGAGCCCAUUUGAAAGAUGUUGUUCCGGGCCGCCUUGGGGGAAGUUACUAUAUCACUGUACUGUAUGGCAAGCCAAUUACAAAUGGAGACUCAAUCCGGACACUUAUUGCCUUCUUAAAUAACGUCACUUGCAUACAAACAAAAAUAAUAAAUGGCAGACAUGUCAGUUGCUAUUGGGUGUACUCAAGGUUUAUGACAUUGUUCUGCCAAUAUAUGGUCAACAACAACAACAACAACAACAACAAUAACAAAACCGUUCAGCCUGAUUGGCUCAAAACAACCUUGAUUGAAGUAGCAGACGUGGUGAAAUAUGUCUGAAAAAUGGCUUCAAAAAUUCGAACCACUUGUGCUCAGUUUUAUCUUUUGGGACAGUGUUUGAAGCAUUUUUUCAGGUACAAUAUUGGCCUGGUCUGGUUGGGGGUCGACAGUGGUUAAAGUGCCGCUGGUUGACGGACAGUAGAGAGGCUCAGCGGUGAGGCUGACAAGAGAAGCGCGCGUGUUUUGUUGUCGAUCAGGAGGCUGGUUCAAGAAAGAGUCCUCACAGGUUUUUACAUUUAACAUGAUAGGCGCAAGCUGUGCAACUUUACAUUCAAACCAGGAGACUCUGUGGCAUUUUAACAGUCAAGGAGUGAGUGAAAAUCCACGCCAGUAAAACUAUUCCUUAUUCUUUUUAUUUCUGAUGACAUAAAUCCUAUACAGUCAACUAUUAAGCUAAUAGAGUGUGUAACUUUGUGCUACUCUUGUCCAAUAAAAGCUAAGUGGAUCCAUAAAGCUCUUCUUCAGCAAAUCAGGGUAAUAUCGUUCUUCUAUCUGACAUAUGUGAUGACAUAUAAAAUCAAAAGAAAAUAUAUUUAUGUAUUCCAAUUAUUGUCGCCAUUCUUUACUCUGUACAAAAUAUUUUGUGUGUGUGCGUGUGUGUGUGUGUGUGUGUGUUGAAUUAUCAAUGUCAAUCAAUAUAGUGCAAUGCUCUCUACACAAACUGAAAAAAGGCCAACAGACAUGUCACAAGAAUUCACAAACUUUCUCCGUGUUCUCCAGAUCGGUUUUCAAGCGUACACAACCUUCAACAUUCUGUUCAUGAAAGGAUCGGACUCUGAUUUCCAGCCGGGAUCCAACCGGGGUUUGUCACAUGGUGCUGACUAUUGUUCAUUCUCCCAGAAAUAAUCCAAGAGUCUAAAAUGGCAUCUGUAUUCAGACGCACUCACAGAUAACACUGUCCAUGUGAUUAUUGUUCUCAGUAACUGUCAUCCGACCAAACGUCCCUGUUGGUCCAAUCAGAGGAAGUUUCACAUUGAUUCUUGCUCUAAACAACAGAAUGGUCUUUUCUGCAUUGUUGAUCUGUGUGAUCAUUAUUGUUGAGCAUACGUUGUUUCUUUUGUAAAAGUCAGACUCCUGGAUUUGAUACCACUGCCAACAGUCAAAGAGGAUCUUUAUUCCAUUUGAGAAGUACAAAAUAUUGCCCAUUAUACAUAUUCUGGUGUAUCAUUCAUUGAUUUAUUUAUCAGGUGGGAUUUGUUACAAUGUUAUUAGUAAAAUGCAGCAUAUAUGUUGGUAUACAAGGGGAAAUAUUUGGUAACGUCCUAUUUUAUUGUUGUUUCUAUAAUUUUCGAAUAAUUUGUAAUUUGAUAAUGGGGAAAAUCGAGACGUGUCUAACGUGUCUGAUGCACUUUCUGUUAAUUAAUUACACCUUAGUUAAUUUAUUAAAACAAAGCAUGUCAUGUCAAAAAUAUUAGAGUUGUCUACUGGCAAACAUUCAUUAUUGACAACUUUAUUCUCAUAUAUGUUUAUUUUUUUUUUACUUGUGGUUAAAGUUGCACGAAUCAAUAUUUCUGUAUAAAAAACAGGAUAGCUUUACCUGUAAAUGAAAUGUGUUGCUCGGACCACUCUGAACCCACAGACAGUUAAACACACUGCAGUUCCCCUCAGCUCCGCUGAGCGUUUUAGCAUCUUUCAGCUCAUUGUUUUGAUUUUACGACCCACAUUUUUGGUUCGGUCUCUCAACAACAGGCAGCUGUUUUCCAUGAGAAAACUCUAAAAAAAACCCACCAUACACUACCUGCCCAGCACCAAGCGGCAGACCGAUAGUUAGCAACAAGCAGCUAAAGAGACAGAUAUUUUCCCUAGGUAUUGGUGGAGACCAAAAAUUGAGCUAAAAGAAGAGUGAAUAUUAGACUCUAUGCUAAUGCUAAAGUUUGCUAACAUGUUCACCCACACAGCUUCAUCAGUGAAAAUAGUCAGUGUCAGUGUUGUGCACACAGCUUGUUGUUGCUGGGAAGAUUCCUAUUUUCCCCAUUAUUUGUACCUACAGUAGCUGUUUCCAAGAAACCUUUAAACCUUUAGAGACCUUUAAGAUAAGCGUUACCGAAAACUCUUGUCUCAAUGAAUUGGGUUUGUAAAAAUAAAAUGACAUCACCUCCGGCUGGCUGUGAUGUCAGGUCUUGGAGUCUGGCUUUGAGCUUCUGUCGAGGCAUUUCAAAUGUUUCCUGUCUUGUUGAACCCGUGUGGGCUGCCCUCGUUGCUUGUAAAAACACCUCAUCCUCAGAGGCUGUAUGCUUACUAUACUCACAUUCUUCCCUGUGUAAAUUUGAUGCAUACAGAAAUGUACUCUGUGACAAAAAUGUGGGAAUGAUGUUUCUGCAUGCCGAAUCCCUGCAUCGCACUGAGAGAAUCAAGUGGCGUCUGGAGUUGUUCGCAGAUUGGGAAAUAAUUUGGCCAAUCGUCAGAAAGUGUCUCCAUCGUCACAAAGUUCACUCGCUGCACUCUCAGUUGAAUGAUUUCAUACUUGCUGCUAUUGAAUGAGCACAAAGAGAUUUUCGACUUUUUGUUUUGAGUGUCCAUGACACAAAUACAGUAUAUUAUUACCACACACACCCUUUUUUUUCUCCACACCCUUUUUUCCUACGACAGUCAAAAAAACCAACAGUGUUACUCACCUUGCACUUGGUUUUUACAUAUACAAGGAAAAAAAACAAUACUUUGAAUAUGAUGCCUGCUGAACCAGGUGCCUUAAUCAAAUAUAUGAGAACACAAAUCUGCACCUUCUGUCAGUCUGGAGGGGGUUUCCCUACAGAAACAAGGGGCUGGGUUUCCCAAAACCUAAAACUUGAAGUACGAAAAUGAAACGAAAACCUCAUUUUAACCCCAAAUCAAUACUUUUUGUAUAAUGAUCAGCCUUUAACAGCCGCGAAGCGCUGUUUGUCAUGUGUGGAUAGAAAAUUCCCUUUUAAAGCAUCACUGAAGAAGAGCAUAGAUGACAAAUUGAUGUUGUUUUGGGAAACCUGGUUCUGUUUUUAUCUCUUUCUCUGCCCACUACGCCACGUUAUUGUGUUUUCUGUAUUGGCUGCUGCUGCUAUCACCGCUGGUGUGUCCGUGUAGAGAAGAGCAAACUUCCACUGUGUCUGAGGCAGAGGGAGGCUUGGGCCUGCUUUUUACCUUGUCAAUUACAAUGUAUUCUUCUUCUUCUUCUUCUGUGGUUUUGACAUGGAGCACCGUGUUGCUGCCUCUUGACCUUUUUGAGAAAGAAAAACAAAACAAAACAAAAAAGCAUAAACCAGAACUUUCCGUUUCUUAACUUUGCUAUUAUGAAGUGCCAGACCCUCCUUGAAGCCAGUGUUGGCACUGAGUCGCAGGUUGCGAAUGAAGCGACAAACUGAGCAUGGAGGUAAACUGUGGUGCUAAUCUGUCUGUGGCUGGGUGCUAACAUGGCUGCGUUAAAAAGCUGUAUUAGCCAUAUUAUUCCUUCUGUUGACGACUCUGGUCAGUCUCGUGUUUCUGACUGCUGCACUGCUGUAUGCUGACAUAGCGAGGUAUAACUCUGCUGCUGCUUUGCUGAUGAAUGUAGACUAGUCUUCCUCAGCAGGAUCAUACAGACAGAUGUGAGUGUCUGGUGGAGCUUUUCCUGUCGUUCUACUUCCUGUUAGACUUUGUUUGGAACACAGAGGGAGUCUCCUGUCAUCAGAAUCCAGAAAGAUCAUGAAUGUUUAUCUUUAUAUGGGCGCUGUCCUGCUUAUAUGUUUAAACCUUCUUUUUUUUUUUUAAUUCAUAUUAUGGUUUGAUAUUUAUGCUUUUGACUCUGUGUUGUGUGUUGCACAUUUGAUGUUCUUUUCCUAAAUUAUAUUUGAUUACUUUUUCCCCUGA
Chelmon rostratus (copperband butterflyfish) is the source of this 10613-nucleotide messenger RNA. RefSeq names its product creb3 regulatory factor (gene crebrf). Lineage: Eukaryota; Metazoa; Chordata; Actinopteri; Chaetodontiformes; Chaetodontidae. The record is from RefSeq and is a predicted model, not a curated record. Gene Ontology annotation, cellular component: nucleus. Bases 355 to 2544 code for a protein of 729 amino acids. Gene Ontology annotation, molecular function: RNA polymerase II transcription regulatory region sequence-specific DNA binding; DNA-binding transcription factor activity, RNA polymerase II-specific. Gene Ontology annotation, biological process: response to unfolded protein; regulation of transcription by RNA polymerase II. The transcript has 10 exons.